CUAGAUGUCAUUGAUAUAUAGGAAUCUGAUACUAAAAGUAAACGACCCCCCAAUUGUCCCUAGAUACAAUAACCCGACUUUCUUGACACGUCUAAACUCACCAGCCGUCAAAAUCCCACCAAGAAAUAUACACAAACAAACCCGACCAUCCACCCGUCGCGUGCAGCAACAAGAUUGUCAAGCAAGGAGUGCACGCUACAACCUCCCUGUACUCUCAGAAAUGACAGAACCACGCGGCACAUGAGCAUAAUCUAGCGCUAUGGAUGCUGACUCCGAGGUCCAAAUUGAUCUUAUGAUACUCGACUAUUUAUGCUGCAAAGCGAUUUUCGAGAUCCUCACCAAGCGGACCGCGGAGCUUUCCGCAAAACAGACACCUGUGGACACAGACCUAUUGACGAUAUUUGACACCUGGAGAACCCUAUCAUCCACCAAACAUGCUGGCACAGAGAUACCCCGUGACCUGCAGGCAAAAAUGCACUUGAUAACCUUCACAACAUUAUUUGUCAAUAGGUUGCGCGGUUCCAAUUGGAACGGCUCGCCAGAUAUUCUCCGAUGGCGCGAGCAGAACUCGCAAGAAGCAAGUGGGCACUUCAGCACCAUCGACGAGAAGCUCAAAAUACCGGACUAUGAUCGUCUUGUAGACGUUCAUCAGAUCACUACUCUACUUGGGAUAUUGCCAGAUUUGUUGAGCCUCUAUGCAGUCCUAUCGAGGGUGCCACCGCCAAUGAAUCAUUGGAAAAUAGUCGCCAGAUUCAUACUCCAAGCUGUGCUCGAGCAAUACUCUUUGUUUGGAAGGGCGUCGCCGGAUAUGAUAGAGAAGGUUUUUAAAUGGGCUGAUGCGACCCUCAACUGGGGAGGUCUCGAUGAGUGGGCGAUUCUGAGAACAGAAAUGCUCAACCUAUUACAACCGGAUGAAGAGCAGUCUCUGAAAGGCCAUCUUGAGUAUCUUACGAAACAGUUCUCGGUGUUUGAGUUUGAAGCAAUGGUUAUAAUGCAUAUACGGACAAUCCUCGGGGACCUGAAAACACCGGUAUUGGUGAAGAUGGAGAUGGGGGAGUUGGGUUGA
Molecule: messenger RNA, 1066 nt
Organism: Talaromyces proteolyticus
Lineage: Eukaryota; Fungi; Ascomycota; Eurotiomycetes; Eurotiales; Trichocomaceae
Exons: 3
Coding region: 260-1066 (268 amino acids)
Source: RefSeq, a predicted model, not a curated record